This is a messenger RNA of Cryptomeria japonica (Japanese cedar), 789 nucleotides long. RefSeq lists its product as uncharacterized. The transcript has a single exon. NCBI's taxonomy places the organism in Eukaryota, Viridiplantae, Streptophyta, Pinopsida, Cupressales, Cupressaceae. The record is from RefSeq and is a predicted model, not a curated record. The coding region runs from base 1 to 789 and encodes 262 amino acids.
AUGACAACUCAGUCGUUCUGCAAAUUAGCUUUGGUGUUCCUCGUUUUGUCAAAUAUGCUGAGCAAUGGGUCAUGCCAAGCUGGCGUUGGGAGCAUAGUUCGAACCCAAAUGCAGCAAGUCCUGGCAUUCUUAAACACACCCAAUGGGAAUACAGUGCCUGUAAUACAGGGCUCGGGUUCUUCUGUAGUUAACACGCCCGCAGGCAAUGGAUUAACAGUAACCCAGCCAUUUUUAACAUCUCAAUCGGGCACAUUCACCGCAAUGCUUGUGAGAAAGCAGACAAAUCCAGGGCUAGGAGGACUGGGCUUGGAAUACUGCUAUGUUGAUGUUAUAAAUACGGCGGCCCAGCAGAGCAUUUGGGAGUCUCCAUGCCAGGUAGUCACCACAACGAGCCCAUGUAUUCUUCUGUUAACAGAUGACGGGUUGCAGAUAAAUGAUGGUAACAAUGAAGUGUGGAACAAUGGAGCCGAUAAUUAUCAGUCGCUGGUUUUGCUUGAGAGUGGAGAGUUGAGAAUGGUGGAUAACAAUGGGCAGAGCGCAUGGUCGGCCAAUGAUGACCCUUUGGUUAAUCAAAACUGUGGGAGUGCUCUGAGCCCCGGAUCGCUUCCUUUCAUUCAGCCAGCUUUUUCAUCUCCACUGGAAGCCGACCUUCCAAAUGGGCAGACGGUGUUUAACCAGCCUUUGGUGGGAGCAAAUCCUCUGAUCGGGGGAAGUCCCAUGGUGAGGAAAAACACCAGCCAUUAUCUGUCCCUGGUUACGAUCGCCAUCUUUGUUUUCUAUUACUGCUAG